AUGGACCGAGCUCGUAUUGACGAAGUCAACUACUUUUGUAAGCCACCUUUUAGAAAUCGAUCACUCGGCUCAAGGUUCGUUGAGUGUAAUUUCUGGGUGGAGUCGACGCCGCUGUCUGCUCCGGCGAGUCCAGCUCCAAGUCCUACACAAAGGAGUUCAUACUUACCUGUGGGACAUAAUUGGUGUCUUGGGCUCCUGAGACAUGAAUUAUAUAGCAGUGAAGCAGCUAAAGUGGACUCAGGUGACGAAAAUGAAAAAACUGAAAAAAUAAACGUGACAUUUGUUGAUAAAGACGGGGAAGAGACACAUAUUAAAGUCCCAAUUGGAAUGUCAAUGCUUGAAGCUGCACACGAGAAUGACAUAGAACUUGAAGGGGCAUGUGAAGGGUCUCUUGCUUGUUCCACUUGCCAUGUUAUUGUGAUGGACAUGGAUCAAUACAACAAAUUACCUGAUCCAACCGAUGAGGAAAAUGACAUGUUAGACCUUGCAUUUGGCCUCACCGAAACGUCUCGACUCGGUUGUCAGGUAAUUGCGAAACCUGAACUUGAGGGACUUCGUUUAGCACUUCCUUCAGCCACACGAAAUUUUGCAGUCGACGGAUAUAAACCAAAGCCUCAUUAA
This is a messenger RNA of Striga asiatica, 621 nucleotides long. NCBI's taxonomy places the organism in Eukaryota, Viridiplantae, Streptophyta, Magnoliopsida, Lamiales, Orobanchaceae. The record is from the annotation of a GenBank genome assembly.